CUUGCAUGAUACGACCCGACUGUGUGAGUUUUGACUGCUUAUCUCCCACAGUUGAACAUAAUCCAACAUCUUCGAAGGCCGACGUUGGAAGAGGUAUGGACGUGUCUGCGGCAGGCGUGCUCGUUGUGAAGGAAGUGGAGUGAAGUCGUGGACAUUGUGUGUGUGUUUGUAGCGCUUAGACCCUUCCCGCUAUUUUGUGGCUAACUAACUAGCUGGCGUUAGCUGUUGUUGUUUAGGCCGCCUUACUUCACGCCAGUCGCUGAAACACACUCACUGAGCACCGGCAGACUUCUCUUAAAGCUCGGCCAACUCUGACCUCCACAGAUGGUCGGGUAACUUUCUCGCACAUCUGGAAAACACCGUCAGGUUUGAGGAGAAACUCCGUCAAAGCUACAUCCGCUGUGUGUUAGCUAACAUCCGCAAAGUGGACGGGCUGCUCCCCAUCCAGCCUACAAACACACACGACUCGAUUAAACGCGGUCUUCUCGGUAACGCGUCUCUGUAUAGUCUGCGUUUAACGGAGCGUCGACUCCGUGUGUCCGCGACUCCGUCGCCGCUUUGCGUCGUCGGUUUCCCGCUGAAGCUCGGGUCGUAUUUAUCGCGGCUGCUCUCGGAAGUCUUGUAUGCUGUAAAAAGCUUAGCCAGGAUUUCCGGCUCCUUUCCAUUUGCCCUAUGCUGUUUUGUUUCCGUUUAUUCUAUUUCCGUUUUAAAAGUUUUCUACGCGCAGAGUUAAAAGUGUGAUUUUAGCAGAUUUGUGUUUAACUCCCGGAUCGCGAUGCGUUUGUAGGAUAUUCCACCGUUGCUAAGCAGCAUGGUUCGACCGUUAUGCGACGGGCUGCCUCGCGCUGCGGUGCAUUCGUUUGCUAAAUAGCAGCUAACUUGGUUCAGUGUAAACUAGGUUCCGUGCAGCGACACGUGUAGCCUGCUGCACAUAUUUGACUUUAAUUUGUUUCUACAACAUGUGUUUAUUAUGUAUUAAUAUGUUUGCUCAAUAUUGUUGGCAACUUUGGCCUACCAGUUGGCCUUAAGACACCAAAGCCUCGCCCUCGAGUUGGCUAACGUUAGCAGUCGGAACAGUCGGUUAACUGUUCCGGGCGGUCAACGAGGAGUCGAGGCUGAAAGGCCCACGUAGUAGAAACCCCCAAUUGCAGUUCCAUCUUUACGUCAUCAACCCAUAACCUCACAUUUACACACUGAAGCCGACAUAUUCUUUAUUAUUGAGACAACACGUUUUGAACUUUUUGGAUGCUUUUUAAGUAGUUUGUGCUACUAAACUUUCCAAUUACAGAAAAAUAAAAUAAAACUAUCAUAAUUUAGGUUGCUGCAGUGAGCAAUGUAUCUGUGCCAUUGAGUGGCAUUAUGUGAAGGCAACCAUUUAUAUAUAUAUUUAGUUAUACUAUUUAUGACAUUAUUAUGUUACAAAACAGCCACCAUUUAUUAGCCACACAUAACUCAUUUCAUGGUCUUCUAUUAUAUCGAAUUAUUUGCGUCUGUUGAUGACCAUCUAAAAAUGUUUGGCUCUCUACAUCGAACAGAAUGUCUAAGAGUGAACCAGAAGAGAUGAUAGAGAUCGAGAUCGAUGAACAGGAAAAACAGGCAUGCCUGGAUGAAGGGGUGGAGGAGCAGACCAUCACUGCAUCAGACUUGAUUCAACAAGAUAUUGACAUCAAUGAGCCCAUUGGCAAUUUAAAAAAGCUUUUGGAGCCCCGUAUCCAAAUAUCUCUGGAUUCAUAUGAUAUUUGCUUGCAGGACAUUCAGCUUCACCCUGACCACAGCCUCUUUGAUCAGGGAGUAAAGACGGACGGCACAGUGCAGCUCAGCCUGCAGAUAAUAACCAAACCAGGUGAGGAGAAGUUGAACAUCUUGGAAAUCGUGAAGCCGGUGGAAACGGUAGAGGUGGUGAUUGAUCCAGAUGCAGCAGGAGAGGAUGGCUCUCUGGUGGAGGACGGCCAACUCAUCGCUGUGGAGCGAUCUGGCCUGUCUGAUGAGACGUCGGAGCAGGUAACACGCUGGGCCGCAGCACUUGAAGGCUACCGCAAAGAGCAGGUUCGCCUGGGCAUACCAUACGACCCUGUGCUCUGGUCAGCUGACCAGGUGAUCCACUGGGCUGUGUGGGUGAUGAAAGAGUUCAACAUCGAUGAGAUGGAAAUAGGCAGCAUUCACAUCCCAGGUCGUGACCUCUGCUUAUUCAGUCAGGAAGAGUUCCUCCAGAAAGUUCCCAACGGAGAGAUCCUCUGGAGUCAUCUGGAACUCCUGCGCAAAUAUGUGUUGGCGAGCCAGGACCAGUCUGGAGGGGACGCGACUGUCACCAUUGAUCAACCUGUGCAGAUAAUCCCAGCUCAAGUGAGCACACCCACUACCAUUAAGGUGUUGAAGCAGAGCCGCGGCCCCAGAACGCCCCGCAUUUCUGGAGGAGAGGAGCGCAGCUCACCUGGGAACCGCACAGGCAACAAUGGUCAGAUCCAGCUUUGGCAGUUCCUGCUGGAGCUGCUGACGGACAAGGAUGCAAGAGACUGCAUCUCCUGGGUGGGCGAGGAGGGCGAGUUCAAGCUCAACCAGCCGGAGCUUGUGGCGCAGAAAUGGGGCCAGCGCAAAAACAAGCCGACUAUGAACUAUGAGAAACUCAGCAGAGCCCUCAGCAGCGUUAUAAUGCCGCCCGAGGGUGUGACUACAGAUCGCAUGGCAGCACCACAGAUGAGGAAAAGGUAUUACUACGACGGGGACAUGAUCAGCAAGGUGCAGGGCAAGCGCUUCGUCUACAAGUUUGUGUGCGACCUGAGAACUCUGAUCGGCUACAGCGCAGCUGAGCUCAACAACCUGGUGACCGACUGUGAACAGAAGAAACUGGCUCGCAUGCAGAUGCACGGCAUCGGACAGCCCAUCACCACAGUGACGCUGGCCACCACCACACUAGACAAAGACUGUUAAGGGGAGCUCGCCAAUUUAAAGCGUCCUCCAGCUGCCAAAGUUUGCUCUCUACCGCUGACUGGAAAUCAAAUCCACUUUACUCUUCCUUCUUUUUUUGACACAACUGUGUCCAUCAGACACAAACGCAAGGCUGAUCCCCGAUCAGUGUGGAUUAUGAACUUUAUUAUAGUCGUUACUUUGACGCAGGUAAAACUCUUUUUUUCGUUUUUUUCUUCAACUCUAACCAAGAGAAGUGUGUUCAGGAUGAGGCGGCCGAAUGUCUGGUUACUGUGAAGAUGUGCGUUUGACUGAAUGUGCGACUGAGUGAUGAGCUUUGUGUACUGUGUCUGUAGUUUAGGAUCAUUUCCACUGUAUAUACUGGCAUUACAUGUUUUUGAUAGCCACCAGGACAAGUGUAUUUUCAUACUUUCCAUUAAUAGACCUGUUUUGUAUUUUAUUUAGUGUUUGUUCCCUAAAUUGUUGGACCCUUGUCCACUAGAGGGAAUAAAGUGGCAAGCAUUUUUCUAAACGUCUGAGAUUCAUUCAGCCUCGGAAAGUAACUAUAAUUUUUGCACAAAUUAUAGUAAGAGAUUCAACGUGACAAAUGGACCAGGGGUUAUGUAUAGUCAACAUUUUAUUCAUGGUAUACAGCGUGUAGAAAGCUUUGUCUUAUUCUAAGCAAAUGGUUAAUUUAAUGACACCGUGGAAGGUCACUGAAUCGAUGAGGGACGGCGGAGGCACAUGUUUUCUUUUUUAACACGAGCAUCCAAAGACACCCGACAAAUUUUAAACAUGAACCCGAUUACGGUUUCAGUUAUUAUCUGUACAUGUGUGGACAUAAUGUGCAGAGCGGUGAUAUGUGUUUCUGUGGUAUAAAAGUACAAUAUGUAUGUCACAUUCAUGUUUACUGGAGGCGGUGUUAAC
This is a messenger RNA of Pseudoliparis swirei, 3831 nucleotides long. It is a transcript of the gene gabpa, whose product is annotated as GA binding protein transcription factor subunit alpha. The transcript has 11 exons. The record is from RefSeq and is a predicted model, not a curated record. NCBI's taxonomy places the organism in Eukaryota, Metazoa, Chordata, Actinopteri, Perciformes, Liparidae. Gene Ontology annotation, cellular component: nucleus. Gene Ontology annotation, molecular function: sequence-specific DNA binding; DNA-binding transcription factor activity, RNA polymerase II-specific. Gene Ontology annotation, biological process: cell differentiation; regulation of transcription by RNA polymerase II. The coding region runs from base 1537 to 2928 and encodes 463 amino acids.